Messenger RNA from Eremomyces bilateralis CBS 781.70, 1448 nucleotides. RefSeq lists its product as uncharacterized. NCBI's taxonomy places the organism in Eukaryota, Fungi, Ascomycota, Dothideomycetes, Eremomycetales, Eremomycetaceae. The record is from RefSeq and is a predicted model, not a curated record. The transcript has a single exon. Gene Ontology annotation, cellular component: nucleus. Bases 392 to 1411 code for a protein of 339 amino acids.
GGAGUGAUAUAAAUACCAAUGAUGGCAAGAAUGACAUCCGCAGCACCUGCCAUGAUGAUGAUUUUCCUUCUGAGAAUAACGGCGACAAACUUCGUAAUUCAAUGGACUGGUAUAUGAGGAAUGUGAGAUGAACUUUUCAAAGGACAAAUAUCAAGACUUCUGUUCAGGUGGUACCUCCUUGCAGCUGAAGAUAAAUUUGCGGGAUGGAGAUAUUGCGAGUUCGGCGGGUGAUAUGAUGACCCCUCCCCCACAAUUUGGGCGUUACCAAGGCGCUCCGCCAUCCCUGUCCAUUGGCAUCUGCGCCUGUCAUCAUUUCGGGUUCUAGAAUCUUAUAGGAACUUUUUUGCUAUUCCAAACCCUCCCUCCAUCCAUCGAAUACCAAGCGGCCAAAAUGCCGACGACAACUCCAGGCACUAACCUCUACGGCACUAGCCGCCCCAAAAAGCUGGCGGGGAACGAGCUUUCCGGCUCCUCGAACCUCGCAUUCACUUCCCAGCUCUCCUCUCUCAUCUCCGCAUCCUCCAGGAAUUCCUCCUCCGCUACGGCCGGUCGCUCACGGCCGCGGAAACCCGAUAUCUUCUCGGCGCACAACAAAGGCGUCAAGCGCCGCGCACAAGCCGACGAUGCCGCCCGCAGCUUGGAGCAGAAGCACAGCACGAGCUCGGAGGGGGUGGAUGCGGAGCUGUGGCGGCAGAGCCAGGCGAAGAUGGAGGAGAAGGCACGGAUAUAUGCGGCGAUGAAGCGGGGGGAUAAGGAGGAUAAGGAGGAGGGAGGGCUGAUCGAUUUUGAUCGGAAGUGGGUGGAAUCGCAGGAACGCGGCGAGAAGGGGUCGUCGGGUGAUGAGGAUGACGAGGAGGAUGAGGAAGAGGAGUUGGUGGAGUACGUCGAUGAAUUCGGGCGGACGAGGAAAGGGACUAGAGCCGAGGUGGGAAGAAUCCAGCGCAUGAGGCGGAUCCAGGACGAGGAUGAGAAGGAGGCGGAUAGAUUCACAGCACGGCCAAUGAUGCCGGAGAAGGUCAUCCACGGCGAUACGGUGCAAUAUCAUGCAUUCGAUCCGGACGAGACUGUUGCGGAGAAGAUGGCGAGGUUGGCCGCGAAACGCGACAAGGAAGCUACGCCGCCGCCGGACACACAUUUCGACGCAUCACGAGAGAUUCGACAGAAGGGGCAGGGUUUCUUCCAGUUCGCGCAAGAUGAAGAGGCCCGACAGAAACAGAUGGGGAAUCUGGAGAAGGAAAGGAAGGAGACGGAACAGGCGCGGGAAGAGGCAAGGGAGAGGAAAGAGAAACGGAAGCGAGAGGUGGAGGAGAGGAGAAAGGAGAUUAGAGGGAAGAGGGCACGGAAGGAAGCCGAUCAGUUUUUGGAAGAGCUUGGAGCAGAGCUUGGUGCUCCUGCAAAAGAAGAGGGUUGAGGAAAGUUAUCAUUGCAUUGGCUGGGUUGUCUCACAG